Messenger RNA from Pocillopora verrucosa, 1392 nucleotides. Lineage: Eukaryota; Metazoa; Cnidaria; Anthozoa; Scleractinia; Pocilloporidae. The record is from RefSeq and is a predicted model, not a curated record.
AUGUGGGUAUCAGAUGCACUGAGUCGAGCAUACCGCAACACCACCGAAGCCUCCAAGCACGAUACAAGUCUGAUCUGUACACUUGCCGAGAUAGAUCAUUCAGAAAACCUCUCGAUUGCACCAUACAGGCUCGCUGAAUUCAGAAACGAGAUUGCCAGGGACCCAGUGAUGCAAAAGCUAAUCGGAGCAAUCAAGGGUGAAUGGCCAGUGUCAAGGAAGUCCUGUACCCCUGAGCUGACGCCUUACUAUGACAAACGAAGUGAGCUUAUAGAAGACAAGGGACUAGUAUUCCUGGGGGAGCGAUUGCUGGGAGGUCCUCUAUUGGCCCCUCAUGAAUUCGGAAGUAAAGGACUUUGUUUCCAAAUGUUCAAUCUGCCAGUCGUACCAGCCAGAUCAGUGCCGCGAGGAAUUGCAACCGUAUCCGAUCCCGUCGCGUCCCUGGUCGAUGCUAGGUGCCGAUUUUUUGACCUUGGGCAACAACAUUUCUUUGUCCUAGUCGACUACUGGAGUGGGUUCUUUGAAGUCCAGGAGGUUAAGGUGGCCACAUCUACUAGCGUGAUAGCUGCGUGUAAAGUACAAUUCGCCCGCCAUGGGAUACCAGACGUGCUUAUUACCGACAACGGACCUCAGUUUACGUCAUCGGUGUUCAGUGCAUUCGUGAGAGAAUGGCAGUUUGAACAUAGAACUUCGAGCCCCCGUUACCCCCAGUCAAAUGGCCGCGCCGAGAAUGCCGUGAAGACCUGCAAGAACUUGAUGACGAAAGCGAAAGCGGAUGGGCAAGACCCGCUGUUAGCCCUUCUUGAUUGGCGCAACACCCCAACAGAGGGUCUAGGAACAUCACCCGUACAGAGACUGAUGGGACGCCGCACACGCACUUUCUUACCAACCCAUGAAACGCUCCUGCGGCAGCCAUCACACCAGGAAACAGCCACCAAAUUAGCUGAGCGCAAGAAAAGACAAGCUCAACAAUACAACAAAAAGUUUCGCCCUUUAGAGGCACUAAAGUGUGGACAGGCCAUCAGGAUGCGGCUUCCCGGAAGGGAGGAAUGGAGUCUGGGGACCUGCAUGAAAGCCUUGGGGAACAGGUCUUAUGAAGUUGAAGUUUGCGGCAGGCGAUACCGACGCAACCGUCGGCAACUGCGCCUGACCCCGGAAACAGCACCACCUAUGAGUCUGGUAGAACUAACUCCGCCCGAGUCUACCCUCAAACCGGCGCCAAAUCUGACAGAGCCAGGACCUCCUCCACCGGAGUUCCAUGGCGAGACCAAAACAGAGAGAAUGCCACCUGAAAAUGAGAUGGGAACUGAGCUUGAGCCACAAAGGAUUGAAACUCGUCGAUCAGAACGCAGACGUCGACCGCCUUUGUGGCAUCAGGAUUACCAUAUGAACUGA